Erythranthe guttata (spotted monkey flower) is the source of this 1444-nucleotide messenger RNA. Its product is annotated as FAD/NAD(P)-binding oxidoreductase family protein. NCBI's taxonomy places the organism in Eukaryota, Viridiplantae, Streptophyta, Magnoliopsida, Lamiales, Phrymaceae. The record is from RefSeq and is a predicted model, not a curated record.
AGAAGCAAGUGGGGUGGUUUGUUGUCGAUGUCUAUUUAAAGCGAUGGCCCAGCCCGGCCCGGCCCGAACGAUUCCGCCUAACAGAUAAAUUUCAAAAGAUCUGAACUCAGAUGAAUAAUAUCGGGCUCUCCGGCGCCGCCAUGACAGGUGUCGCAUCGAAGGUCGCCGUAAUUGGCAGCGGGAUUUCAGGAGCGGUGUGCGCGUCGAUUCUGGCGAAGAACGGAGUAUCAGUCACCAUUUUCGAGUCCGCCAGAGGUCCCGGCGGCCGCAUGUCCCAGCGAAGAGAAAAUUCUGAAGAUGGUAGAGAGCUGGUGUUCGACCACGGUGCACCGUAUUUCUCUGUGAACCCUAGCAAUUUAGAAGUGCAGAAUCUAGUUACUGAUUGGGAAUCAAGAGGUCUUGUCGCUGAAUGGAAAGAGAAGUUCGGUUCUUUCGAUUUUCGAUCCAAGAUGUUUGCCACCAUUGAUGAGGAAGGAUCAAAUAAGAAAUAUGUUGGUGUCCCGGGAAUGAACUCUAUCUGCAGAGCAUUAUGCAGUGAGCCUGGAGUGGAGAGCAGAUUUGGGGUCGGUAUCGGGAAAUUAGAUUGGUUAGAGGAUGACGAUUCUUGGUCCUUAACAAAUAUGGAUGGAGAAAAUGUUGGUCAUUUUAAUGGAGUGGUGACAUCAGAUAAAAGCACGUUUUCGUCUCGGUUUACUCAUGUCACAGGAAAACCACCACCUAUUGACCUGAAUUCGGUUUCCGAAAUGGCCUUGCAAAUGAAAGAAAUUCCAGCUUCGCCACGCUUUGCUCUUAUGUUGGCAUUUGAACAGCCCCUUUCCUCGAUUCCUACAAAAGGCUUAUCUUUCAAGAACUCGGAAAUUCUAAGCUGGGCUUUUUGUGACAGCAGCAAACCAGGCCGUUCAACCACUAGUGAGCGGUGGGUGCUGCAUUCGACAGCAGAAUAUGCACAGCUUAUAAUCUCUCAAAUGGGAUUGCAAAAGCUUACCGGUGCAGUACUUGCAAAAGUAGCAGAUGAACUGUUUCGAGAAUUCGAGAGCACUGGGCUCGAUAUCUCACAGCCGUUUUUCAAGAAAGCUCAUAGAUGGGGGGGUGCUUUCCCAGCUACAAGCGUUGCCGGAGACGAGAAAUGCUUGUGGAUCGGAAAGAGACGACUGGCAAUUUGCGGGGACUUUUGUGUCAUGCCAAAUGUUGAAGGUGCCAUGUCUAGUGCAAUUGCUGCUUCUGCAAAGUUUGUUAAAGUGCUCAGUACCUUGUAAUUUAUUAAACCAACUCCAAGAUUUGUGUGAUCAUUCUUGUGGAUUAUAUAUAUAUAUAUAUAUAUACACACACACUGACACACACACACACACACAGGCAUGAGGCUCAAAUCGGAACAGCAUUUUCUGAUUCCAAUCAGAAAAUUUUCGUGCUAUGAAACAAUUUGAUCAUUCCGAUUUUUUUGUUU